CCUGCGCCGGGCGGGUACAGUCUGCAUCGCACGCGGCCGGAGCCAUGGCUGACGGCGGCCGGCCGCCGCAGGCCCGGGCGCUCCUGCAGCAGUGCCUGCACGCCCGGCUGCAAGUGCGCCCCGCCGAGGCGGACUCCGCGGCCCAGUGGGUGGAGAUUCAGAGAGGAUUAGUGAUCUACGUGUGCUUUUUCAAGGGAGCUGAUAAAGAACUUCUUCCAAAAAUGGUGAAUACUCUAUUAAAUGUGAAAUUAAGUGAAACCGAAAAUGGCAAGCUCGUCUCCAUAUUGGAUCUACCUGGCAACAUUCUUAUCAUUCCUCAGGCCACCCUUGGGGGGAAAGUGAAAGGAAGAAGCAUGCAGUACCACUCUAACUCUGGGAAAGAAGAAGGGUUAGAACUCUAUUCCCAAUUUGUGCUUCUCUGUGAAAAGGAAUUGGCAGCGAACAGCAAGUGUGCCGAAGCUGGGGUGGUGGUGGAACAUGGCACUUAUGGGAACAGGCAGGUGCUAAAGCUGGAUACCAAUGGACCAUACACACACCUGAUUGAGUUUUGAGAAAUUAAAACUCUCUACAGAUGUUUCCUGGUGUGAGGUGAUCUGGACUAUAAUUAGAUUCCCCCUGUCCCCCUUCUUCUUGAAUAUGAUAAUCUGAAGCAUUUUUAGACAAGAAAAUCCGGGUCCCAUCCAUAACUCUGCAACUUGCUAAUUGAAUGAUCCUGCCAAUCCCUUGUACUCAGGAUCUCAGUCACCUUUCAUUCUGCUUUCCCUACACUUUGACUUGAGACUUUGAGAAAUGCUUUCUAUUCACUUUAUGGUCACUGUGGAAAUGUUCUAGGCUGUAUGUUUUGCAAACGAAGAAUUUUGUGCAAUCAAGAAAAAUGUAUUUCUUACGCCCUCAAAUUUAUGUAGUAUGUAAUAAAAAUAACUGUUAAAAUUAGUUAAAAUCCAGCACAAA
Messenger RNA from Pipistrellus kuhlii (Kuhl's pipistrelle), 951 nucleotides. RefSeq names its product D-aminoacyl-tRNA deacylase 2 (gene DTD2). The record is from RefSeq and is a predicted model, not a curated record. Gene Ontology annotation, molecular function: D-tyrosyl-tRNA(Tyr) deacylase activity. Gene Ontology annotation, cellular component: cytoplasm. Bases 45 to 551 code for a protein of 168 amino acids. The transcript has 3 exons. NCBI's taxonomy places the organism in Eukaryota, Metazoa, Chordata, Mammalia, Chiroptera, Vespertilionidae. Gene Ontology annotation, biological process: tRNA metabolic process.